AUGCGCCCAGUACUGACAACAAAAUUUACAAAAGUCAAGAACUGCCGCAUCAUGUGUCGACCACAGUGCAUCAUUGUCUACUUCAAGUGCAGCCAUAUCCAGGGACCUGCCUGGGAGCUUACGCCAGACAAUGGCUGCGGGGGAUGCCAGAAGCUCAUAGGCGAGAUUCCUGCCGGCAUGCCGAGAGCGACCGGAAACUGCACGUUGCCGAUCCCUUGCUUUCCGUGCAUCGUCAGCGGAGAGUGGCGCAUCUUCCAAGAGACCUGGAUGUCGACCGAAGAUGCCAUCGCGGCGGGCUGGGAGGCCCCGUCGUAG
Akanthomyces muscarius is the source of this 315-nucleotide messenger RNA. RefSeq lists its product as uncharacterized. Lineage: Eukaryota; Fungi; Ascomycota; Sordariomycetes; Hypocreales; Cordycipitaceae. The record is from RefSeq and is a predicted model, not a curated record. The transcript has a single exon. Bases 1 to 315 code for a protein of 104 amino acids.